CCUAAAUAUUCAAUUACCAAUGCUUUCCAGCUUAAAUAAAUAAAUUAUUGACGUUGCGUGAUUACAGAAUAUGUUCGAAUGUAUAAAAUGAUUGAUUCUGUCAAUAUUAUGUCACAUUUGAAAAGUUCUGUUUUGUAGUUCGAUUAUAUAAAUACAGAAGAAGAUUAGGAUUUAUCUUGAAAGAUUUCUUUCAAAUUCACUUGAUUUCUUCCUACUCAUGCAAGCACCAGAAACUUUUGCCAGUCAAAAAGAAUCUCCUACUAAGUGUUAAGAGGAACUGUCAAUCAUGACAUGACUUAGCAUGUGUAUUUGUGGCGUGUGAAAAAGAUUACCUUUCUCAAGAGAGGUGCCACGGAUUUUCUCGGUUCGAAUUUUAGAAAGAGUGCCACGGGCGAGAGAAAAAGUUUGAUGUUGAAUCGAUAGGAGAAAGUUGCCAGCAAAUCCGAUGUUUCCUGCAAAGAUACGAAAGUAACGAGCGAAGCAAUCUGCAAGGCUUUGCAAGGAUUGGACUGCUGCGAGGUAGACGGAACGUGAUUUUUUGAUGCAAAUACUGAUGCUAACGCGAUCCUGGGAAGAUCCGUUGCACCGAGAAUUGUAGAUUCCAUACAAAUGCGUAUAGCUGCAGCGAUAUACAUGAUGCGCGCAUCCAUCCAUAAAUGGCCUCUCUAUCAAUCGUUGCCGAUUUGACAUUUCGCUACAGAUUAUUUUGUUGAACGGAACUUCUGAUCAAGAAGGUGACUUCGUAGUACGGCAUUCAAUGUAUGUACGUGCACGGAUUUCAUUUCCGGUUGCAGAGUACCCUGAAGUUGAGCGAACAGCACGACUAUCUUGAAUCUCGCGAUUCAGGAGAUCAUCACGAGUGGAAUGGAGGAUUUUCGAAAGAACGAAACGGAUUAUCGAGAGUGCCGUAAUGUCGAAAAGGAUAAAGCGUCGUCAUAUUGUAACAGUCUGUUGUCGAAUAGGAAUGACCACGAAUAUCAAGAUUUUAACAUCACAGAUCCGCUUUUAGCUCAUGAAUUAUUCCUACCGUACAAUUGUAUGCCAAGACCGAGGCUUUUCUGCGCUAAUGACGAAGGUGCUGAGACUGCUACUGUAUUACCAAAAAGAUUUCCAUCGCCCAUUAGACACAUUUUACCCGGGAGAUUCGAUCUGCGUUCUAGUACCAAAGAGUUAUUAAAGCGACGAAGCAUCACCAAAGCUCGAAGGUAUUUGUGGGAAUUUAAGGAUCGAAUUUUGCAGAGCGCGAAACAAGUUUGGAAUGUGGAUGUCGAUUUGGAUUUGGUUAUUUGCACACUAGUGCUACAUGCAAUGUGUGAAAACGUGAUUUGGACAAUGGCUGGGACAAAUACAGGAAUUGAUGCCCAUACUUUCAUCAAUAUGGCCAUUAAUUGGAUAUUAGUUCAUUUACAAAUUUUAGAUCCGUCUAUGCUGAGUAAGCAAGAACGCAUUAUGUUAACUGAAUUUGAAUUACUUGACAUCGACGAGCGUUCGACAAGCCACGAAGUGGUCGUCUCUUCGAAACUCCGUAGAACUCUCUUCGAAGUGCAUCGUCCAAAGUUCGAUCCGCACGUCUCGAUCCAUUUGCAUCGUAGUUUGCCAUGGACGCUGGUCAGUCCGGCACAUCAGACGGGCGUCAUUAAAUUUUAUCCUAACGUGAGAGAACGAAUCGACGAGAAGUUACCGGACUCGUCUCAAUACGUGAAAUCAAUCUAUAUACCGGAUGUUACGUGUUCUCACUUCUGAGAGGUGCCAAAUCAGGAUUAUAUGGCUUAAAAGAAAUCCUGCCUUAAAAGAAAAGAAGUACCUGCUUGAGGAAUCAAUUAUGAGUAGGACUAAAAAUAAAGGAUCGCGCGUACUUAACACUUCAGAAUGCAGUUACUUUAACAGUUUAACAUAUUGCGA
Trachymyrmex cornetzi is the source of this 1902-nucleotide messenger RNA. RefSeq lists its product as uncharacterized. Lineage: Eukaryota; Metazoa; Arthropoda; Insecta; Hymenoptera; Formicidae. The record is from RefSeq and is a predicted model, not a curated record. The transcript is spliced from 6 exons. Bases 865 to 1743 code for a protein of 292 amino acids.